AUGAAUCCAUAUGCGUUCUAUACAGCCGCAUGCUACCGUGUCAUCACUCCGGCCUUAUCGACAUACAGCCAUACUGGCAUACCAACUGCCACUAUGAAAUUCUUCUCCAACCUCCCAGACUCGGACCACGUCCCGUACAAAUUCCUCGUCGCCGAACCACACUUCAAACAAGUCGUCAAGUACAUGCGCACUGAAGACUAUAUCGUGUGGGGAAGUGUCGCCACCCUGUUUCCGCUAGCUACUGUCUUAUGGGAACGCUCAUCACCAACCCUCCAUCCACGGUACAUGCCACGAAUCAUGGCCGUCUCGAUACCUGUUUACUUUAUUGCUGGAUUCGUCGUUGCUGCUCAGAUGCCACUAUACCGAUUCUGGGGAUGGAAGGAAAACGGUAUUGAAGCUACUAGAUGGGAAGCUGAACAAGCUAAUGCUGCUCCUCCAGUAAAGAAGGGAUGGAGUGAUGCUGAUUGGUAG
This is a messenger RNA of Synchytrium microbalum, 471 nucleotides long. RefSeq lists its product as uncharacterized. The record is from RefSeq and is a predicted model, not a curated record. The transcript has 4 exons. Lineage: Eukaryota; Fungi; Chytridiomycota; Chytridiomycetes; Synchytriales; Synchytriaceae. The coding region runs from base 1 to 471 and encodes 156 amino acids.